UUCCCAUUCUCAUGGAUGGGGAGGCAGAGCAGAAACAGAAGGACCCUGGGUCCAAUCCCAGCACUGAAAACACAGAGCUGAAGAACGAUGAGCAACUCCUGCAGACACCAGCUGAAGAGCCCUCAGAAGAGGGCAAAUCCGCUAAUGCAGAUGACAGCAAGAAUAAAGCUGACACAGCUACAGAUGAGGCUGAGGAGGGGGGAGCAGAGGAGCAGAGUGGGCAGGAGUCUGAAAAAUCCUCACCAGAUACUGCAGGCGAACAGGCAACAGAGGGCAUCUCAGCUGAGACAGAGGGAGGGAACUCAGCCACUUCUGAGUCACCCACAGGAGCCAACCUACCCACGAGCGAGACAUUCGAAGAGGGAGAGGGCCCGGAGAUGAAGCCUCUAAUAGGGGAGCCUCUCUCCCGCGAGGGGAGCCUCACGCUCGAAGAUGACGAUGACAACAACGGUGAUGAAGACGGACCGCCCAAACUAGACCCAGGGACUCCGGAGAGGGAGAGUUCUGUGCAGGUUGAGGAAGAGGGUCCCUCUCUAACCGAAGAGACGGGCCCCAGCAUCGACUACAAAGAGUACAUGAACUUCCUCAAUGAGCUGCAGGCGGAGAAGGACAAACUGAGCCAGGUCAACGGUCAGCUCCAGAUCAAGCUGGUGGAGUACUUCCGCAAGAAGACAGGUGAUGACGCACGUCCUGAGAAGGAGAAAGCCGUGUCGGACCAGGAGCAGCGCUACCAGAAAUACAUGGCCAUCAUGGAGGAGCUGAAGUGGCAGCACCGGCUCGACUCGGAGGCAGCCCAGCAGCAGACAGAGGAGCUGAGGCAGCAGAGCCAUGAGAAGCUGGGCCAGGUGGAGGCUGAGUGGAGCGCCUUCAUGGCACUAAAGCGCGACGCGGCUGUGGCGGCCCUGAGCCGGCGCCUGGGGAAACAGGCGGCGGCGGUCGAGGUGGAGCAGAUCCAGGCGGCCGAGCAGCGGCGGCAGAAAGAGCUGGUCACCGUACGCCUGGAGAACGUCAAGCUGAAGAACAAGACGCGCAGGUUUGAGGCCACGCUGCGUGCCAAGGAGAUGCUCGCCGAGGGCCUGCACCUCAUCGACUUCGAGCAGCUGAAGAUAGAGAACCAGACGUACAAUGAGAAGAUUGAGGAGCGCAAUGAGGAACUCCUUAAACUGCGCAAGAAGAUCACCAGCACAGUCCAGGUACUAACCCAUGUGAAGGAGAAGCUCCAGUUUGUGCAGAUGGAGAACCAGGCCAAGCGGGCCCAGCUGGCUGAGGUGGAGGUGGUGGUGGCCAGGAAGAGGGACGUGCUGACCCGUACCAAGCAGGCAAGGGACGGUCUCCGCAUGGACAACCUGAAGCUGCGCCAGCGCUGCGGCCUGCUGGGCAACGAGACCCUGUUAAGGGACUUUGAGGAGAAGGUGGACGCCUCAGACGGCCUGGAGGAGAGGCUGGAGGGGCUGAAGAGCAGGCACGCAGAGCUCAUACUGAAGUGUGCCGGGAUCAAGAAGAAGCUGGAGCACUCCAAACCCACAGCGCAGUGAGGAGAUAAGAGGAUACGCAGGAAGACACACAAACAGGAUGAACAAUUGAUCACACAUUUGUUGUCAUAAGGGCACACUCAUCAUGCAGAAUUGCUUGCAUGAUCAUGAAUGCGUAGAUAAUGUAGGAAUUAUAUGUUUUUACAUUCAUAAUAAAUAUUCUGUUUAUUUCA
Coregonus clupeaformis (lake whitefish) is the source of this 1705-nucleotide messenger RNA. It is a transcript of the gene cfap184, whose product is annotated as coiled-coil domain containing 96. The transcript has a single exon. NCBI's taxonomy places the organism in Eukaryota, Metazoa, Chordata, Actinopteri, Salmoniformes, Salmonidae. The record is from RefSeq and is a predicted model, not a curated record. Gene Ontology annotation, biological process: cilium assembly. Gene Ontology annotation, cellular component: axoneme; ciliary basal body. The coding region runs from base 12 to 1535 and encodes 507 amino acids.